This is a messenger RNA of Psylliodes chrysocephalus, 1892 nucleotides long. The record is from the annotation of a GenBank genome assembly. Lineage: Eukaryota; Metazoa; Arthropoda; Insecta; Coleoptera; Chrysomelidae.
AUCAAGCAAAGCAAAACAUAACCUUAAAUAUGUUUUAAGUACUUAAUCAUUUCUUAACAAGUUUAAUUAACAGUUUAUUAUUGAAUUAAGUUGUACAUCUUAUGACAGUCAAUGGCUAGUUUAGAAGAUAAGAUUUUGGGUGAAAAAUCUCAGUAUUAUUGUAGCAGUAGUGAAGGCAGUGACAACGACCAAUCUGAUGAUGAACCAAAAAAAUCCCAACCAGAAAAUAAAGAACAACCGCCUCCUCCAGAUAUUAAUAAAUGGGAAGGAACUUCCUCAAAUACGGGUCCAAAAGGUGUAAUAAAAGAUUGGCAAAGAUACAAACAACUGGAAAGAGAAAAAAAUAUUGAUGAUGAAAAGGAGAAGAUAGCUUUAAUGAAGAAGCUCACAUUAACUGUCCAAUCUUCUUUAGAUGAGGAGCGGGAAAAAGCAGCUAUGGAGGAUCCUGAACUUGCAGAACUACUUAAUGAUGAGUAUUUAAUUACUUACCAGAAGCAGAGGAUGAAAGAAAUGAUUCAACAUACUAACUUGAACUUGAAAUUUGGUAAUCUGUUUUUUUUACAAACCGGUCAAGAUUUUUUGGAUGCUAUUGAUAAAGAACAUAAAGAAGCCACAAUUAUUGUUCACAUAUACGAAGAGACACAGAUAUGCAGAACCAUGAAUGUUGCUUUAAAAUUCCUGUGCAAAGUAUAUGACAAUGUUAAAUUUUGUUGUAUAAAAGGAUCAGCUGCAGGGAUUAGUCAACAGUUUAAAGUGGAUGGGGUCCCAGCAUUAUUAGUUUAUAAAGCAGGGAAUCUUGUUGGUAACUUUGUAAGAUUGUCAGAUGAGCUGGGUACAAAUUUUUUGGCAGAGGAUGUGCAGAACUACUUAGUAGAACAUGGCUUACUUGAGGAUAAAACUUGUGCUCCAACUUUGAUUUCAGGAGACAAUGAAGAUGAUAGUGAUUGAAGAUGGGUGAAAGGAAGGAAAAAUCCAUGCAUUAGUAUGCAAGCAGCAGAAAAAGCAAUAUUCUUUGUAGAAGACAAUGAAAUUGUUAGCAUAUCCAUUAAUUUAUGCUUCACAUAUUUACUACAAAUUUGUAUUCUAAGCUGGCACCUAAAUUUUGAUGAUUUAUCUGUCAGUUGCAAUAUUUUAAAAAAUAACUUAUUUUAUGUAUCAUUGAUACUGCAAUACGAGCUAUGUCAUGAAAAACUAAUUUUAUAGGAAACUAUAAAAAGUACUACAUAAGCAUUCAUACAUAAAUCAUAUUGCCAGAUAUUAUGAAUUAUUUUUUGGUAUGGAAUACUGACAUAAUAUUGCAAUUCAUGAAAUACUAUUGGUACCAUGCUUUCAAAUAAUAAAGUGAAUUUUGUAUUUUUUUGACAUAACACGACUUUCAUAUCAUAUAGUAAAAAAAGUGAAACAAAUGUUAUCAAUAACUGUCAUUAAUAUUAAGCAGAUAAUUUUUUCAAAAAUUAAAAACAAAGUGGAUUGAAAUGCUCUCAUUGGUAGCCAUUUGGGAAUACUCAAUGAGUAUUUUUUUCUCACAAAGAUCACUUUUUAAAAAUUAUUUUCGCUUAUGAAGAAUAUAUUAGAAUAUGGCUUUCUUGUAUUUUUACUGUGCACUAUAAAACAUAUUCAGGGUAUCAAAAUAAUGUAAGAGGUAUACUAGUAUUACUUUACAACAGUGGAAAAUCACAAGUCUUUAAAUACAUAUAAACAAAAUGAUGAAACAGUUUUAAGUACAUGUAACUGCCAAAAGGUGCCCAUUUUUAUCAAACGUAGAAAAUGGUUGUGCUAAUAAUACAGUUAUAAACUAGAGAUGCUUAAUUUCAAAUAGUGUUUUUUGCUAACUUUAAAAGGAUAUGUUUAGAACGUUUUUAAAUAAUUGUAUUUUUUUACACUUCCCCAUU